Molecule: messenger RNA, 979 nt
Organism: Amphimedon queenslandica
Lineage: Eukaryota; Metazoa; Porifera; Demospongiae; Haplosclerida; Niphatidae
Exons: 3
Coding region: 106-834 (242 amino acids)
Biological process (GO): signal transduction; regulation of apoptotic process
Molecular function (GO): protein binding
Source: RefSeq, a predicted model, not a curated record
GGAGUAUUUUUUACCCUGUUACGCUUGUUUAUUGCCAAAGGGGAAACCCCUAGUAAUUCUCCAACGGGAGGGUUGGUCUAGGCUGAGCCAGCUGAAAAUAAAGAAAUGGCCUCUGGUGGACGAGAAGAUGCUAAAGUAGCUUACAAGGUGUUCUCCUGUAACAUUAGUCGUAUCAAGGAGACAGCAAAUGUGGACUUGACUAGACUAGCAGAUAAACUAAAGGCAAAGAAGAUAAUCUCUCAAGGAGACAGAGACAAAGCUGUUGAUGGCUACACUAAACAAACGGAAGCUCAAAGAAGAGGAGAACUUAUUGACAGGGUACAAGAAAACCUUAAAUGUGACAUUGGAGAAGCAUUUGAGAUAUUCUUGGGAAUACUGCGCGAAGAAGAUACACGACAACUUAGCAAACUAGUGGCUGAUUUAGAAAGAGGCUAUGAUGAAAUAGUAGGAGGUCCAGGUGGUGAAAUAAAGGUGAAGGAAACGGCAAAAACUGACUCAAAAGUUAGCUCAAAAGCAAAACCUCAGAACAACGAACUAACCAUACGUGACUUAGGAGAAGUCAUAUCUGCAUUGCAGAAGCAUCAUUUUACAACUACAAAAUGGGGAACAUUGUGCCUUCAUCUAGGAAUACUCUAUGACAAGCUUAAAAAUAUAGAAGAUAACCACCCUAAAAAAGUAGAACAGCAAUUCCAAGAGGGGAUCAGCCAGUGGUUGCGACUCCAGUAUGAAUACGAGAAAUAUGGCAAGCCAACAUGGCGGAUACUGGUUAACACUUUGGAAAAGAUUAAUGAAAGAGCAGUUGCUGAAGGAAUAAGGAAAGACAAGCUUAGUUGACUUCAUUAUUUUGUAAUUUACAGUUUUUAUCUUAAGUAUGAAACGAUGACAACUUUACAUUACACUACAUUUCAAAAAAUAUUUCUUAUAAAUAAUAAUAAUAAUAAUAAUCAUUUGCAUUAUUACUAUAGUCAUACACAAUAAA